Molecule: messenger RNA, 12742 nt
Organism: Epinephelus moara (kelp grouper)
Lineage: Eukaryota; Metazoa; Chordata; Actinopteri; Perciformes; Serranidae
Product: transcription regulator protein BACH2-like
Exons: 5
Coding region: 179-2518 (779 amino acids)
Biological process (GO): regulation of transcription by RNA polymerase II
Molecular function (GO): RNA polymerase II cis-regulatory region sequence-specific DNA binding; DNA-binding transcription factor activity, RNA polymerase II-specific; protein binding
Source: RefSeq, a predicted model, not a curated record
ACACACACAGGAGACCCAUCUACCACACACCGACUGAUGCCUACGGUCCAUUAGAAGCAGCGGUUUCUGUGUGUCUGCGGAAAUAAACAACAACAACAACAACAACAAUGUGGACUCACUCUUAUUUCUGAGGGAUUGAACGCAGACGAGCAGGAAAAACGGGGUGCUAGAGAGAGUGAUGUCGGCAGGCGAGGAGAGGGGCGGCGAGGCGGCAGCGCCUGUAUACGUGUAUGAAUCCAAGGUCCAUUGUGCCAACGUGCUGUUGAGCCUGGAGGAGCAGCGGCGGCAGGGCAUCCUGUGCGACGUGACUGUGUUGGUGGAGGGUAGGGAGGUACGCGCACACAGGGCCGUCCUUGCCGCUAGCAGCCGCUACUUCCUUCAGGCCUUGCUGGGUCACAACGGGUCACCAGGCGAAGCAGAGCCCAUCAUUAACCUGCCAGACAAGGUGACAGCAAAGGGUUUUGCUCCACUGCUCCAAUUUGCCUAUACAGCCAAGCUGGUUUUAAGUCGGGAAAACAUCCAUGAGGUCAUCCUGUGCGCUGACUUCCUGGGUGUUCACAAUUUGGAGGACUCUUGCUUUCGGUUCCUUCAAGCCCAGCUACAGAAUGACAGCCAAGUUGCCACCAAUGGCAAGGUGGAUUAUGGUGAUGACAUCACGGCCGAGGGAGCAGUCUUUCCUGAGACAAUAUCCUCAGACGAUUCUGCAGAGACGAGGCAGCAAACCAAUCAUAUAGCAAGCACUGCGUCACUUCCUGCUGACCUUUCUCAAUGUCCUAAGUACAGGAAGUAUCAGUACCAGAUCUGUGAUAACAAGCACAAUGGAGAAAACCAUCAUGGCAUCGAUGAUGCCAACCAUACCUCAGUCAGCCCUGUGAGCUCACAGCUCAGAGACAGCAGUGUUGUUCUACAAACUCUUCUUACACCCUCCAGGAUCAAAGAGGAGCCAUUUGUGUUUGAGGAAGAAGGAGAUGAAAGGAGUGGUUGCAACCCAGAAUUGUGUACUGAAGAGGUACUGGAGAUGGAGCUGGAGGUAGAAGGGGUUCCAGUAGCAACUGAGCACUCUCCGAGUCGAGGUUCACCCUCUUCCUGCCUGCGCUCCUACCUCCAGAGAGGCGGCCUAGAUCUCAGCGGCAUGCCCAGCACCACCAUCCAGCAGCUACUCACCAACAGACUGUCCCUCAACCACUACAGGGAACUGGUCAAAGACAGGCAGAGGGAUAAGAGGGAAUCUCUGGGUCGCGUGGACCUCAAGACUGGCAUUGCAGAUGUCAUACCAGCAGCACUGACUGGCACUGGCAAGAACGUGGAAAGGCCAGCCUCUAAAGCCUCCUCUUCUAAACAUGAGGGGGAGCUAGACAGAGCCAGUGUCAUUUUCUCUUCAGCAGCUGGCGAGCGACAAAUGUUGGCCCAUUCUUACAUGGAUGAUAAGUUCAGAGAAAAAGUCUCAACCCUGAUGCAGGUAGAGGCUCCCUCUUCUGGUCGGUCAUGCCUCACCACCAGCUGCCCUGUUCCCAUCCAAACAUCAGUCCAUUCCCCUCCCCCAUCUGAGCCCCGAACCCAGACUUCCAGCUCCCGUUCCUCAUUCUCUUACCCAGAGGACGCAGGCAGUGGUAGCUCACCUUCCAGCCUUCCCCAGUUUGACUUCUCCUCAUCCCCACACUCAGGCUCCACCUCUGGACUGUCUCACUGCCUGGCUGGGGUAGUGGAGCAGAGGAACCCCCACAGCGGGGAGGUGGUCUUCUCUCAGGGUUGCACCAGUAUCAAAAGUGAACAGGGAUUUGGUGCCAGCGGCGGCAACUCAAGUGACGAAUCAGGCUCGUUCUCAGAGGGAGACAGUGAAAGUGGCGUCUCUAGAGUCUCUGGCCCUGAGGUAAAGUUGCCCUUCCCUGUGGACCAGAUCACCAACCUGCCACGCAAUGACUUCCAGAUCCUCAUCAAGAUGCACAAGCUGACCUCAGAGCAGCUGGAAUUCAUCCAUGACAUCCGCCGGCGCAGCAAAAACCGCAUCGCCGCCCAGCGCUGUCGCAAGAGGAAGCUGGACUGCAUCCAGAACCUGGAGUGCGAGAUCCGCAAACUGGUGUGCGAGAAAGAGAAGCUGCUGAGCGAGCGCAACCAGCUGAAGGUUUGUAUGUCGGAGCUGUGGCAGAACCUGUCUUUCCUCUCCCAGCAAGUGUGCAGGGAGGUGCAGGGCACUCAGCCGCCUUCCAUCUCCGCCAGCAUCGACCUCACAUCUAACCCACCGUCGCCUUCUUCUGACGAGGGCUCGUCACAGCCCAGGUCGCCCGUGUCACAACAGAGCGAUACUGCGUGUCUGUCUGAUGUGGGUCCCAGUCAGGGGCAAGUGGAGGAUAGGCAGCCUGGGGUGGAGGUGUCAGGUCUGGGGCAGGAGAACCCUGAGUGUCCGCUGGUGCUGGGAUCCACUGAGGAAGUAUGUAGCCCCACUGUAACAGUGGAUUUCUGUCAGGAAAUGACUGAGAAAUGUACAACAGAGGAACAGAAGAGACAGAACUGUACUUAGAGUCUGGUGGCAAACACUUUGGUCUGUGACACACUCCUACUUGUCUAUACCUUGAUAUUUGAAGUAUUUUUGUUCUUUUUUUGUAAUGGAUGACACAGGCGUUGUCUUAUCAGCAAUAUUGUUCAACAGGUAUUUUUGGACUGGUGAUAAACAGAAGCACUGGCAGCUUUCUCUCUCUCUCUUUCUUUCUGUCUCUGUCUCAUCCUGACUUCUUCUUCCUGUCAGCUUCCCUCCCUCUCUCGUGCAUCAUGGGAGGUUCAACUCAGGAAUUCCUCAGAAUGUUCACUUAUGUCCCUGUUAACAUGUACAUGCACUUUACUUUACAGUCCUGUCAAAUCUGGAUAAUUACUUCUCUACGUACAACUGAUUUGUAGUCAAUAGAAUUAAUCAUUUAAUAAUAUGAAUAAUUUUAAUAAGUCAUAUUUGACCUCUGAGUCAGCGUCUGUCACUUCUACUUCACUGAAGCAUUGGUUCAUUGCUUUUAGUAACAUAUGCUUAUUGUCUUUCUCUCUGAGAGUGAGAUGUUCAGACAGUCCAAAAAAGAACAGAGCUGCAGCCUAGCUUAGCAUAAAGCCUGGCUCUGUCCAAAGUAAAAAAAAAACCUGCCAGUCAACAACUCUAAUGUCGGGUUCAGACUACACAACAUCACUAAUCUGACAUCACUAUGUAAGAUUAGGUGAUCGUGGAGUCAUAAAAUCUUGCCGUGACUCAGCUGACAGACAUGACAGUCUCCACGUUGGUCCAUGACCAAUCAUCCGGGGUCGUCAUUCAUGACGUGCGUGAUGCCAUCGGAUUAUUCUUGACCUAUUUUCAUCCCUAUUACUAUUAUUAUUUCAAUCACUGUGACUGUUAUUGUAGUGAUGUAACAAGUGUCACCAGAUGGCAGGAGCUUCAUUUGAAGCUCAUGAAAAUGACGCAAGUCACUGAAUCCUCCCCAACAAGUUCCUGCAAAUGUUUCACAAUAAAAGCCUUUUCAGGAAAUGAAGGGAUGUUCUUAAACCAAGUUAUAAGGGGCUUUUAAUUUGAAACAGAUACGGGAAGUGUUGAGUUUGAAAUGACGGCAUGAUGCAUUAACUUUAUCAAGGCAAACGGGAGCAGAUAAAAAGUAAAAAUAUAAAAUACAGAGGGAAUAAUUAAUAACGACCCGUUUAUAAUGUAGACUGUUUGAAAUGAAGCUGGGAGCCAUUAUGAAGAAAGAACACUGUUUGCUAGCUUGACACUAAUGGCAGUACUCAGGGGGUUGACAAAGUGUCUCUGCUGUUUCACACCAUCAUUUCCCCCUUUUACCCUGUGUGGUAACAUCCCUAGAGGAAGUAUCAAAAACCCUGGGGUGUUGUUGUCAUACAGUUGUCCACGACAGCUGUGUUCCUAUUGUCCAAAGUGACGGCUGUGACGAGAGAAGUCAUACAAGACAGGAAGAAAAUCAUACAUGCUAUACUCUCUGUCAGGACGUCAUGAGGUGUCCCAGACGUGGUGUCAGUUGUCGUCUACUAUGACACACUACACGGGAUAAAACACUCAUGCUCAUGAUCCGAGUCGACACCGUACGACACCACGUCGGGCUAUAAUCAGGCUGAUACCGUGUAGUCUGAACCCAGCUCAAGGCAGAGUUGCACCCAGCGUUUCUGGACUUAGCACGAGCUACUUGACACAGUUGAUCCAGGUUUUGGUCUCAAACCUGGCAGCCUCACUGUGACAAUAAUGUUCCACCGGUGACAUAUCAACAGAACUGAAAGAGAUUAAAUAAGUGAUCAGGCAUGAAUCCAAGACGAUUAAAGCCACUGCUAGCUUUGCAGGCAGUUCUCUAAUUUAAAGGUUCAGAAGGUAACUUUUAUAAAACCUUUUUGUCACACUUACUGAAACUGUCACUAUAUCCUGACAGUAGUAAUGAGACAGAUAAUCUAUGAAGACCCUCCUAGUGGUGCUAAUGGCAUUUGCAAGGAGAGACAGUGCCUAAACAAAAACAACCUCUCAGAGCCAGUAGGGAGUCCAGGUUCUGAGUCUGGAAUCCUUUCUCCACCUUGGAAAAGUUUUUCUGAUGUUUACUCGUUUUAUCUACAACUCUCUUUUUUUGUAGUUUGCUUUUAAUUGUUUACUGUUUUCUUGUCUUUGUCAUGUACAGUUUUGCCACUGGCUCUGAUUAAUUGUUUUUGUUCAGGCAUGGUGGAUCCUUGCCAUUAGCAGCACUACGAGCCACAGAAAAAUCUGUCUCAUGUACCACUGUCAGGAUAUAGUGACAGUUUCAGUAAGUAUGAGAAAAAAUACAUUGUUUUCCAUGUUUGUAGCAGUCUGUUGACAAGUGAAACCAGAGCCAUCAUUUUAAGUUGUAUAAAUAUUAAUAUUGGAUUGGAUUUAAAGCAGAUGUAGGCAUAACUUUGCAGCUUUUCAGCCUCAGAUCUGUCAACACAUCUGUAGUUCUUUUCACCAAGAGAGAGACAUCUUCGAUACCUCUGACAAGAAAUUACAACCAGGAGACUAACCCUCAGAUGUUUCCCUCUGAUGCCUGUAAUUAUGAUCUGAACAGUAUGAUGUGAACACGGCACAAGGUUUCAGGAAGCUGUGCACUGUCACUGCACCGUUGUUUGCUGACUAAAGCCACAAACUGUCUUUUUACAUUUCUGUUUGUGUUCACAUUAAACAGAGGAGAUCCAGCUCUGUACUUCACACACAGACAUGAGACUGAUAUAAACUUUCUCACCUAACCCUAAGAAGGAGAGCAAAUAAGCAUAUUUGGGGAAAUGUUGAACUAAUCCUUUGAAUUCUUCAGUACAUGGUACAACAUCAAACAGCUUACCUUUCGUCAUAUGACUUCAUAUUUUUAAUGAUCUCGUAAUUGUUGAGUGACACAGGACUUUAAAGUAAAAUGUUACCAAAGGUGUGUAUUUGUAAAAUUUUACAUUCGAUGAAAAGGUCAAAUGAACUCUCAUUAUGCAAAGUUUCUUUUGUCAAACUUCACUUGUACUUUUUCUUGUACUCAGAUGGACGUUUCUACACAAUUCUCUUUUGCCUUUUUUCACAUCUGCGCUAAGAGACAGAACUACAUGACAAAGUUGAAGCACUGCCCAGCACCUCCAAGAGGUGACACCUGGCAUUGGAUAUGAGCAGAUGCAUUGUGACGUUGGCACUCAAAGCCCAAGCCAGUCACUGGGUGUCUAAAUAGAUUUAAGGACCAUACUGGUGUCUAUUUAUGUUUCUGCUGACCAUUUUCCAAAGCAUGCUGCAGUGUUUCUCAGUGAUUUCAUUUAUCUUUGCUUAGUCAACAUGUUGUGUCCCACAAACAUUUUGUGGGAACAAUUUAAUUUCUUGUGCUUGCAAGUGUGGGAACAAGUUACUAUCUUUUAAUAACAGGAGAACAAUAUCUUGUGUGCACAUGUAAUCAUCUUGUGGGAACAAGUGUGGGAACAAUUAUUAUCUUGUGCAAACAAGUCGAUUAUGUUGUUGGGAACAAUAUCUUUAUCCAGUGGGAACAAUUUAUUAUCUUGUGGGAUCAAGUGUGGGAAAAAGUUAUUAUCUUGUGGGGACAAUUUAUAUAUUGUGAGAACAAGUUAUUAUCAAGCGCAAACAAGUUAAUUAUCUUGUGGGCACAAGUGUGGAAACAAUUAUUAUCUUGUGCAAACAAGUUUAUAUCUUGUGGGAACAUUUUUUAUCUAGUGGGAACAAUUAACUAUCUUUUAGGAACAAGUGUAGGAAAUAGUUAUUAUUUUGUUUGUGCAAGUUAAUUAUCUUGUGGGGAGAAGUUACAUAUUGUGAGAACAAGUUAUUAUCCUGUACAAACAAGUUCAUUAUCUUGUGGGAACAAUUUAUUAUCUUGUGCGAACAAGUGUGGGAACAAUUGAUUAUCUUGUAUGAACAAGUUGUUAUCUAGUGUGCACACGAUAUAUUUAUAACUUGUUCCCACAAGAUAAUUAACAUGUGUGCACAAAAUAUAUAAACUAUCACUCUUCAGGACUUUAGGGGUCCAUACUACAACAUUAUUUCCUUGUUCACUCUUAAAAAUCCUAUAAAUGAGGUACUGUGUUUUAGAACAUUAUCUUCAUUUCCUCUCUAGGAAACUUUCUCUGAAACUAUAUUUUUACCUGAAUGAUAAAGGAAUUAAAAUGAUAAAGGACCUGCUAAAUAAAUGGUCAUCUGAAAUUGUUCUGAAAGGUUGACUUGAGUGUCCUGCACAUCAGGUCACUCAACUAAAAGAAAGCCAAUGAAUGAAAUGACAGACAUAAAGCAACAGAUAUAAUGUUCACUGUGAUGGUUUCCUCAGCAGCCUCCUACUUAAUUUGUAUAUCAUGUGUUAUUAUAGAGAGAAAUGAAUGGAAACCAGUAUCUGUCUGGAAAGUGGAGAAAACAUGCUAAAAAAAAAAAAACUUACUCUGUGAUGCUUUGGAAAAUGGAUGGUAGUUAUAUAAUGAACCACGUUAAAUCGGCUGAAAUCUAAAGACACUGGUGUGGUCAUCUAAACAACAGCUUAAACAAAUCUUAAGUGCUCUUUUUGACCCAUUUAUUUAUUGUCUUAAAAGUAGUAAGAAUUUAGUGUUUGUACUUAUGGUAAUUAUGUAUUUAGCUGCACUGUUCUUGUAUUGUACAUAAGACGAAUAGCCCUACUUAAAGUAUUUGGUACAGUAUGUCGGUGUAAAACACCUACAUUUUCAAAUCCACACAUCAUAUGUGAAUUUGUUUAAACACUAAGCAAAAAAUGAUCAAUUUCUACUUAGGAAUCAGCAUCCCUAAUAGCGUAUGGUAUGAGGUUCAAAGCUCCAAACAAACACGCUGGCACAUUAUUGAUUUAGGGAGAUGCCAAAUUCAUCUGCUGUUGAAAAGUCGAUGGCGGGGCACGUGGCAGGGGUGAGUGCUGCUGCCGUCUGCUGUGUUGCUGCCCGACACUCUGCUGCUGCGCUGUCAGCUUCACAACAGAGCACAGCCGUGGCAUUUUAGCACUGGGUGUGUUUUUUGGCUUCUUUUGUCCAUCAGGGUCAGAGUGAAAUCACUUUUAGCACAGGAAGGUCACACUAGAUUUUGAAAUUCAAUCAAUAUCUCAUUGCACUUGCUUUUUUUUGUUUUGUUUUUUAGAAAUUGGUUAAAUAAGCCUUCAAAUAAAGGGCUGCUGUUUCUUUGUGUGAGUUUGUGAAUGUCAAACUCCUAGUUUUAAAAAUAAGUGGAACAUUUGAAUUCUAAAUCAAAACCAUUUGGAUCAGUGUUUAAUGGCAGCUCAGCCAUGUUAGCUUUAACAGACUAGAAUGAGCUCAGAUUAAACACUACAGACAAAUCUGCUGUUAUCACGGUUAGCCAAUGAUAAUCUCAGUAGAAUGUGCUAAAUGCUCAGAGUACACUGAAGAACACUGCUCAGCUGACUUUACAGACUUUAAUUCCUCAAUGUGAACUUGUUAAUUUAUUUAUUUGGACUGUUGUUGUUGGGGGUUGGGGUCGGGUGUAGAGGAAGUUGCAUAGAUGUAAAAUGUAGGUUGCUACCCUUUCUUAGAGUUGAUUUGUUAACGGUUGUAUUUUUUUUAUUGUUGUCAGUUUCAUGAAAAAUAAGUCUUCAUUUACAAGUCACACAUGUACUUAAGUUUAAUAUUUCGAUUUAAAGGGGUGUGAGUAUGUUUACAGUUUUGUGUAUGAGCUUUUUAUUUUGUAAAGAUAGAAUUAUGACCUGAGAAUUAAGUUUAAUAGGAAAUCUCUUUUUUAUUUACCUAAGUUAAAAGUGUUGAUGAAUUUGUGAGAUAAAUAAGCAUCUGACAAGUGCAGCUAUAAUAUCUUGCCUUAGAGGUUACAGCGGCCAAACUAUCUAGUAAGGGAACAAAGGAUUUUAUCCAAGGGAAACUAGUCUGUAGAUUCAAAAAACUGCAUUGCAACAGUGUCAAAAAACGUGGAUGCAGCCCUUUCUGACCCUUCUUUGUUUCACUAUUCAUAGAGAAGUCCAAGACAUAAAUGUUAGGUUAAUUGUUGACUCUAAAUUGCCUGUAGGUGUGUGUAUGUAAGUAUGAAUGGUAGUCUGUCUUUAUGUCUCAGCCCUAUGAUUGUCUGGUGACCUGACUGGUGUCCUACAGCUCAGUCACCAGAAGAAAAUGCUGGCACUGUUUCUGUAAACCACAAAUAUAUUUCAUUGCUAGGUUUUGUACAAAUCAUAUUAACGUUUCUAAUAGAGCUGACUUUGUCAUCUUGAGGUGGAGGGGAUGGUGGAUGGCGGUACACCUAGACAAGACACCUGCCAAGCCUCAGACCACUGUCGGAAACCAACAGACAACACAUCUGCUUGUUUUUUGUUCAUUGCUUUUUUCCAGCGUCUUUUCAGGCCCCAGGGUGGGUUUUUUUCACAACCCAUAGCUAUUUUUACAGCCGGGUUAGUGCCUCAAAAAGACACUGUUUCUUUACAGACACAUUUCUGUGUUCUUGCUGGGAUAGUGGGACAAAAAGUGGUUGUAUUUUUACCGAGAAAUCCCCGCUUUCCAAUGGGGAUGGUGCCCCUAAAGCUGGGUGUUUUGAGCCACAACAUGGUCUUUCCCCAACCAUAACCAAGUAGUUUUUGUGCCUAAACAUAACUUCACAUUUACCACAACAUUGUUGAAAUGUAAAGUUGCAAUGCAUGUGUUAGAUAAUAAUGUAUUCAUGUAACAAAUCUGUGGUUUGCAGAAAUGUUCAAUGCCAGCAUUUUUUCUGGUGACUAGGUUGCCCUCAGUGACCCUGUGAAGGAUAAGCAGGUAUAGCUAAUGGAUGGAUGGAUGGAUGGAUGGAUGGAUGGAUGGAUGUUUAUAAAGCUCUCUUUUAUGACGGAUAGUGAAAUCAGCCAUGUACAUCUCCCCCUCUAUAAAUAUGGAGACCCAAAUUGUUCAGUAUAGAUAAACAGACAAAAUAAUAUAAGUAACCCUAUCAGUAAAUACAGACAUCAUUUAUAUUAUUACCAUGAAACUGUAAAACAGUGACUCACAUUUUUAAAACAUUACUUGAAAACUGCUGGAUUUAAAACAUGUAAUAAAUGAUUAUUGUGAAAAGAAAUAACAUUUCAUAAUAACCAUAGUAGUUUUAGAAAGCCUUUGGCUCAUUUUACAAUUUCAUGGCGACAUUAUAUAUUUGUGUGUAUUUAUUCACAUGAUUAUUUGUUAAAUAACAUCUUGCUUAUUCAUUUAAUAUUGACCACUGUGGGUCUUCAUAUGCUCUUGUAGGUGUCAGCAAGGAAUUCACCACACUAGAGGACCAACUGUUGAAAGAUAAAAAUGUACUUGAUGUAAUUAGUCAGUUGCUGUUUCUGUAUUUGAGCUAAAGUAAAUUGGAGGAGGGGUUAGGGUUGACUUGGGUAAACAUCAAAAUGAGGCAUCAAAUCAUUUUGUUGAGUUUAAAAUCAUACUCUGUACAACACUUUGCAAAAAAAUGUCAAGACUAAUGAAAAAUUGAUAUCAAAACAUGCAAAAUGUUUUUUGCACCAAAUAAAUGAUUCUGUGCCUCAUUUUGACUUUUUAAGUUAACCAGUGUUAAAAUGCUGUAAAUGUAUAAACAAACAGUGGUGUUACAUUAAUUGAAGGCUGCACUUAGGAGAUGUGAAAAAAUCUAAUGUUUCAAGUUGGUUAUUCUGCAUUUUGCAGAAGUCCAACCCUGAGGAGGUGGAACAUGGACACUGAACAAUAUUCCUCAUAAAUGGAACACGACAUUACUGACAUGACAACUUCUUCAUGAAUUCAUGUCAGACCUCAACUGACAUCAAAUGUAUCAGUGUCUAUCAGUAUUAUUUCAUUAGUCAGCAUGGGGCAUCUGCAACACCAGUGCUAAAUAAUAAUUCAAUUUAAAGGAGCUAUUUUUUCCAGGAUCUUCUUUUUUCCCUUGUUUUAGCCCAUGACUGUAAAUUCCUCAUUCUGCUAUUACAGCCAACCACAAAAUACACUCCUGAUCUCUCAGUUAGGUUCUGAUGGUUUCACUUCAUUUCAGUACGGUACAAAAAGGAACCUGUGGGGACUUGAAACUGGCCUGAGCUCUGUAAUCCAUCAUAGACCUUUUUAUUGUGCGAUAAUGCAGCGCAGAGGUUUAAGAACAAUCUGCACCUGCAAGUCACCACACAGCACAGAAACCUUUGGCAACAGUAAAAGCUGACAUGAUGUUCACUGUGACAGAUCAGCUAACACAAGCAAGUUUCAACUAUCUGCAACUGUACUGAAAGAAAUGAAAAGCAACAUGAAAAAAAGACAAAAACCCUGCAGACUGUUGGACCACUGUGAUACAUGAUUGAGAACCACUAGUUUACACAGUGUGCUGAAAUAUUAAUGGGAUAGUUUGGAUUUUUUUGAAGAGGGGUGUAUGAGGUAGUUGUCCAUAGUCAGGUUAUUAUCUACAGUAAAUAUGUGCUAGUGUGCCCAUUGUUUGAGGAGAUGUCUAUAUGAGUGUCUAAAUGGUAGCUUAACAAUGUGCUGCUGUGGAUGAGGGUCAGCAGCAAAAUGUAUUUUCACCACCUAAAAAAAGUAAAAAAGUCCCACCUAAAAAAUCAUUACAGUAUAAGUGUAUGCUAUAUGGAGAGUAUUUUCACCGCUUUACCUUUCUGUCAGACAUUCCGUUCCAGCACAAAAGCAUUAACGGCUUCAGUUCCACAUCUAAGCUCUCUUCAAAGCCGAAAGACCAAAGUAAACGCACUAUGUUGGUACAACACUGUGAACUGACAUUUUUUAAACCUUCAACAACAAACACACGUAGUUACAUUUUGCCAACAACAGCACAUGGUUAGGUUUAGACUUCACAGUCCUAGGGAAAGCUAGUCUGAGUGGGCGGAAGUUUGCUGCAGAGAUCAGCCUCUCAUUGGACGGAACGAGCCACCCGCUGAAGUCCCGCCCUACCACCUCCGGUUGUGCAGCAGUUUUCAACACGUCCUUUACUAACUUUUGCGGUGUUUGAUCUUGCGGGGAUGUAGCCAUUUUUCUGCCAUGGUUCGCGUCCUGUAGGUGAUGUUUUUGUGGACGUGUUACACCAAAACCUGUUUCCCCCCGGCAAUAUUUUUGCAAGCGCACCGUUGCUGUGGCACCACCCAGAACGAUUGUGAUUGGUCUUAAAGUGAGAGUCGGCGCAGCCAGACCUUACUUUUCUUGAGAAAGGUCUGGUGAGCGAGACUAAGGGGAAGCAAACACCGACCUCCUGGGUAAAAGUCGGUGGUUGUUGGAACCAUCCACCACCCCUCCCACCUGCCCUACUUUCAUUGUUGUCCCACAGUUUUGCCCCUGAUGCUGCCGGGCACCGUUAAACAAUAACGGCCACGUAUCAUGCCGAUGUGAAAGCAUGGCUUUUUAUUUGUCAGUGUCUGAUGUCGGAAGUCACUGACUGAGCACCGGCGUUCGACGACUUCGGAGUGAGACCGAGUUGAAAACACACACACAAAAAACUGUUCGAGGCAGCGGUAGACCAACAGCUCCUGUGAUCAGCAGUGUUUUUCUCAGUGGAGUCUGGCUUUGAAGUGAGCAGUAAAACAGCUUCAGCUCCCCAUCGGAAAUCGCUCCUCAAAGGUAGAGCAGGGAAAUACUCUCAGUGUAGUGUACUCUUACACUGAUAUUCAUUGUUCAUGCCCACUGACAUCUACUGUUGGUUAUACAUUAAGAAUGGAUAAGUGCCUCAUACAAGCCCACUUCAAAAAAUCCAAACUAUCCUUUUAUAGUUAAUUCAGAGCUGUUAUGUUGCAUAGGAUGCUGAAGUGUCCAUCAUCUCUGAGCGCAGCUCUAAUCUAGGAUCCAGUGUUUAAGUGGUUAAAGCAGUGGGUUUACACAGAAGAGUCUGCCCUUGAGUAUUUUGGAAUCAAAUGCUUUUUUUUAAAUUACAAUACAUGGUGGCCUACUAAAGGAAGCACUUAUUUAUUCCAAUCUGUUUACAGAAUGCGUUCAUUACUCGAGUCUCAGUUGAACAGACUCUAAGCACUUAUCUACCUGGAUAAUUCAGCAUACCUCUUCUUAUGGGUAAGGACUGUAUGAUAGACAUGUAGACAGUUUCUGUGGCGUUGUUUCUGACUUUUUACAGUGGUUACUUCAUUGUAUUUGUAGAUUUUGGUGAGCCAUUUUUUACAUGUUCUUUUUUUUUUUUUGAGUACCUGAUACAUGACUGUUAUAUGCAGAUCAAGCAUUUGUGAUUUCCUUUUUUAUCUUUGAAUGUUCAAAUGACCUUUGUUUUGUUUUGAUUCUUUUGUAAAUAUUGUGCAACAUGUCAUGUUUUGUUUAUUUGAUAUGAAGAAAAGCAUUUUGUCAAGGCAUUUUUUCUUGAGAAAUAAAACAAAAA